Molecule: messenger RNA, 2489 nt
Organism: Ostrea edulis (European flat oyster)
Lineage: Eukaryota; Metazoa; Mollusca; Bivalvia; Ostreida; Ostreidae
Exons: 13
Coding region: 110-2383 (757 amino acids)
Molecular function (GO): protein binding
Source: RefSeq, a predicted model, not a curated record
UAAUUACCCACGAGUUUCCAGACCAGUUCUCCCAGACUCGGUGAAGUGCUACCAAUGGCUCUGUAGGGACGUAGCACGCGAAUUGUUUCAAGUCUUUAUUUUUCCCAGGAUGCGCGCCGCAAGUUUUCUUGUAAUUUUCAUGUUCUUGAAAAAUGUGGACACUCAGAAAAGUAAAGUGCAUUUGGAAAAAAUAUCCACUUUGUAUAUUCCGUCGCGUUACGAUUCUAAUGAUUUUCCGGAGUUUAAACUUGGAAAGCAUGCAGCGGAACAACUUGCCUACGAUCCUACACAAAAGAUUUUAUAUGUGACAGGCGAGGAAAAGUUGACCGUUGUAGAUAUUUCCGAUCCCAGCAAUCCUUUGAUUCUUUACCGGAAAAAGUUUGAAAAAAUGGAUCCAACGGAUGUAGAAUAUUGCGGGAAUCACGUGUUUCUCACCGUCAACAAUGAUGUCAAACCUGAAGAGGGAAGAGUCAUGGUGUUCCGGAAGUACAAUAAACGACAUAAUACCAUGCCAGUUGUACUAAAUCUUGUUGUUGGUCCGUCCCCCAAUAUGUUACUUCCGACAUUCAACUGUCAAACUGUAUUGGUGGCGCUAGAGGGAGAGCCGUUUGCCAGGGGAGGUAACCUCAUCGAUCCAGAGGGCGCUAUUGGUAUCAUCAAGUUCCCAAACAGCUACAUCUCCAAGAAGACGUACAGUUACAAAACUCUGGACUUCAAACACUUUAACAACAAAUAUCCGGCAUUGUCAAAGAGUGGUGUGCGUUUCGUUUACAAAGGAAACGGUAAUACUUUAGCACAAGAUCUAGAGCCAGAACACAUUACUCUGAGCGCUGAUGAGAAGAAGGCGUUCGUCACUUUACAGGAAAAUAAUGCAAUUGCAGAAGUUGAUUUAGUCAGAGAAAAAAUAACUAAUUUACGUGGACUAGGAUUCAAAGACUGGAAAAAGUAUAAACUCGACCCCAGUGACAGUGAUGGAGGCAUCAAUAUCUAUCCGUACCCUGUUUACGGUAUAUAUCAGCCAGACGCCAUAAGGACCGUGAAAGUUCGAGGAAGGGAGUAUAUUGUAACAGCCGAUGAGGGAAAUAGCAAAGAUUAUUCCAGAAUGAAACUGACAAUUCCGGGAUUCAACGAAGUUGAACGAGUCAGAGAUAUCACUCUCUCAAAGCAAUCUGAAGUACUGAAAUGGGCCAAAGAGAGAAAAAUACCGAACAUCCAACACGAGGCACUAUUGGGUAAACUAUUGGUUACUACGGAAAAUGGACGACGUAGAGAUGGUACCUACGACAAGCUCUAUACGUUUGGUGGGCGUGGUUUCUCUGUGCUGACUUCGGACACCAUGCUUCGCGUGUACGAUAGCGGGUCUAAUGUCGAGGAAUCACAUGCAAAGCAAUAUCCCAAACUCUUUAACUCCUUGGUGAAGUCAUCUGCAAAUAUCACAGAUACUGUUGAUUCACGGUCUGACAGUAAGGGACCAGAAAGCGAAAGCCUGGCGGUUGCCUAUGAUGGCCGCCGAGUGAUCGUUUUCCUUGGAAACGAGCGGCCUGGCUCUAUCAGUAUUUACUCCUUCAACAACGACAUGAGCCGGGGGUCUUUGGAGAGUAUCUACAGUGGGGCGCGGGCGCUGACGGGAACGUGGGGAAGCGCGUUUUCCCGGGGUUACAUCACUGACAUGGAUCCAGACGAUAUCAAAUACCUCUCUCCCAACCAGAGUCCGAAUGGUCGACCCAUGUUGUUAGUGGCGGGAUCUGAUACAGGCACCAUAUCACUCUUCAACGUCAGAGGCAUGCGCAGUCCUUUACCAAAACCACGAGUCAGUUCUAGGAUUCCAUACAAACCCCUCCAAAGUUCACCCCUCAAAGAAUCGACAACAAAGGCACUUGUCACAACACAAUCCAAAGUCACGAUCCCCUGGAAAGGAAAUCAAAACCUUAUCGGAAAACAGAGCAACAAUUUUAAAAAGAACCAAAAGGGCAAUUUCUAUAGGAACACUAAAGGGAACAAAAAGGUCAUAAAAAAGACAGCGACAACGAAAGGAAGGAAUAAGCAAAGAAACAAAGCACGGCAAAAAACGAAUGCAAAAACUGCGAGAAAACUUUCAAAAGCAGUAAAUAAGAAAAGACUUUCACAGUCAGCAAAAGGGAAAAGACCUCCAAAACGAGCAAACCGAAACAGAAUUACAAAAACUGCAAAAAGACUUUUGAAAUCAAAGGGUACAAAAGCAAAACAGAGGCGUGUGUCAAAGACGAAAAGGGGGCGUGCGUCAAAGACGAAGGGCCGGCGUACAUCAAAGACUAAAAGGACGCGUGCAUCAAAGACAAAAGGAAAGCAAAAAUCAAAAAGGCGACAAAGUUCAAGCAAAAAGUCGAAAUCAAAAAGAGUAUAACGGCCAGAUUUAAAUAAUGUUUGAUAUUUUAAGUCGUCGGUAAUCUCAGGAUACAACCAGAGAGAAAUGUAUCAAUACCAUUUCAAAUAUAUUAAUCUAAAACUUU